Balaenoptera ricei (Rice's whale) is the source of this 958-nucleotide messenger RNA. It is a transcript of the gene MRPL18, whose product is annotated as mitochondrial ribosomal protein L18. Gene Ontology annotation, biological process: translation. Gene Ontology annotation, molecular function: 5S rRNA binding; structural constituent of ribosome. Lineage: Eukaryota; Metazoa; Chordata; Mammalia; Artiodactyla; Balaenopteridae. The record is from RefSeq and is a predicted model, not a curated record. The transcript is spliced from 4 exons. Gene Ontology annotation, cellular component: ribosome; mitochondrion. The coding region runs from base 112 to 654 and encodes 180 amino acids.
UCUUAAGGCCUUUCCCUAAGUUAAUAUGGCUGCGGCCGGCGAGCCGCUGGGACGCCGGUGAGGAAAGGAGGCAAAGUCUUUCCGAGGUUUUGGCUACGAUUCCCCUCAGCAAUGGCGCUUCGGUCGGGGUUCUGGGAGCUGUUGUCGGUUUGCAGGAACCCCGGGUGUCGGGUGGCAGCGCUGUCGACCAGUUCCAAGCCAGCGGUGAAGCCUGAAGCGGACCCCGAAGGAAAUGAAGCUGUUGCCCCGGAGUUCACCAACCGGAACCCCCGGAAUCUGGAGCUCUUAGCUGUAGCCAGAAAAGAGCGGGGCUGGGGGACAGUGUGGCCCUCCCGCGAGUUCUGGCACAGGUUGCGAGUUAUAAGGAGUCAGCAUCACAUAGACGCGCUUGUUGAGCAUCGCAAUGGCCAGGCUGUGGUUUCGGCAUCCACUCGUGAAUGGGCCAUUAAAAAGCACCUUUAUAGCACCAGAAAUGUGGUGGCUUGUGAGAGUGUAGGACGAGUGCUGGCAGAGCGGUGCUUGGAAGCAGGAAUCAACUUCAUGGUCUACCAGCCAACUCCUUGGGAGGCAGCCUCAGACUCGAUGAAACGACUGCAGAGUGCCAUGACAGAAGGUGGUGUGGUGCUGCAGGAGCCUCGGAGAAUCUAUGAAUGAAGCAGAAGCGUUGUUUGAUACUUGUAAAUGUAAAGCUGUCAGCUAUACAUUCAUCAGAAGAGAGCCUCUAGAAGAACCGCCAGCUUGGACGUCUUGUACAAUAACCUAACAGCGGAAUGUUAUUAGUAGUUAAGGUUGUCGUCUUCUCCCCUUCUGUGUGUUUGUUUUAAAUCCAGGGCUAAAUUCUUCUCUCUCGGACGUGAGAAGUAUCUGAGAAGAGCUGUUGCCAAUUAUAAUUAACUUUUGAGGAACAAAUUAAAUGUUGUUUAUAAGUUAAAGAAUAAAGGUAUAUUGUGAACUCUUA